AUGAGUUUGCCCCAGAUGGAUGCCGCCCAGCAGGCAAAGCUGCAGUUGAUGCAGGAAAUGGAAAUUGAAAUGAUGUCCGAUCUGUACAGCCGGAUGACCCAGGCAUGCCACAAGAAGUGCAUCCCGCCCAAGUACAACGAUGCUGAGCUCGGCAAAGGCGAAUCCGUUUGUUUGGAUCGCUGUGUGGCCAAAUAUUUGGAAAUCCACGAGCGGAUAGGCAAGAAACUGACGGCGAUGUCUGCGCAAGACGACGAUUUGAAGAAGAAGAUGGGCGUUUAAGGAGCCGUGGUUCAGAAUAUACUUAGCUUAAUAGUGGCUUGAACAAAUAGCCUUCCCCUUAUGAUUUCUUUCCAUUAUUCCACAGUUUUGGAAUGGUGUCGAAGCGUUUCAUAAGUUUUAUUAUGUAUGAAAUACGGUUCGGAUCGAAUGUUCUAAGAAAUAUGUGGCAAUAAAGAAAAGUUUAAAAUACA
Messenger RNA from Armigeres subalbatus, 470 nucleotides. It is a transcript of the gene Tim10, whose product is annotated as mitochondrial import inner membrane translocase subunit Tim10. Bases 1 to 279 code for a protein of 92 amino acids. Lineage: Eukaryota; Metazoa; Arthropoda; Insecta; Diptera; Culicidae. The transcript is spliced from 2 exons. Gene Ontology annotation, biological process: protein insertion into mitochondrial inner membrane. Gene Ontology annotation, cellular component: mitochondrial inner membrane. The record is from RefSeq and is a predicted model, not a curated record.